This is a messenger RNA of Linum tenue, 549 nucleotides long. Lineage: Eukaryota; Viridiplantae; Streptophyta; Magnoliopsida; Malpighiales; Linaceae. The record is from the annotation of a GenBank genome assembly.
AUGGCCGGAGGAGACCACCACCAGCCGGAAGUCGGCCCGUUCGUGAUCGGAAUCCUCGGGAUGCUCGCCGGAGCAAUCGUCGUCGCCACCUACCACUGCAUUGUCGUCGGCUGCUACCAAAUCCACUCGCGCGAUUCCACCGAGACCGCCGCGGCGGCGGCGCGGGAGGAGGAGAACGUCGAAGGCCGGAGCACCAGCAGCAGCAGCGGCAGCAGUAACUCGUCGGCGGCGUUGAUUCCGGUGGUGAAGUACAGCAAGGAAGAGCGGAGCCUGGAGGCGAGUACCACGUGUUCGGUUUGCUUGUCGGAUUUCAGCGAGGGCGAACCGGUCCGGGCGCUGCCCGUUUGCUCGCACGUGUUCCACGUGGUGUGCAUCGACAGGUGGCUUCUCUCGCACCCGAACUGCCCCGUCUGUCGGGCCAAUACGGUACCCGUUUCACACGUGGCCCUGACGGUGUCGGACCGAGAUGGAUCCGGGUUCGGAUCCGGGUCGAGGGCGAGGGAGGGGAGUCAGGCCGCGGGAAGAUUGGUUGGUUAUUUUGUUAUCUGA